ACAUCAAAACCUAAACAGUGAAGGUUUAUUUUUUCUCUGUCAGUUGUAGAAUUACAUACAUUUCUCUUUAUUUCUCUUUAUUUAUCUAUUGAUUCCAUCCUUCUGUGUGUCUCUGGAAACUCGGUGACCAGGUCCACAAAUAGCUCAGUGGCCACUUAGACCAGAAACUGAGGAUGGGGCUGUGGUGGCUUCUCCUGCAGCAACAGCGCCACCUGCUGCCCCACAGGGAGAGUGGGGUUUUUCUCUCGGAGCCAAUGAUCAGAGCUCAUAACGCUGCAUCGCCUCUGGUUCCUGCCAGUGAGUCAGCGUCCGUGCAGAGCUGCAGGUUAAUCAGCUCUGGUGAUUAUCGAUGCUUCAUCUCUCUCCUGCAGCGGAUCACACGCUGCAUUCUGAUUUUUGCAUUUUUUUUGCAACCUGAAUAUUAAAAAAACCAACAUUUUCCUAACCAACAAUGGAUCAGUUCCAUGGGUUAUUUGUCAAACUGGACCAAAACAAAGAUGGAUUCAUAUCAGUGACAGAGCUGCACAAAGAAAUGAGCAAGUAUGGGAUCAACUCGGCAGAUGGCAAGGCCCAGAACAUCAUUGAUUCUUAUGACAAGAACAAAGAUGGCCUCCUGGAUUAUAAAGAGUUUCUCGGCUACAUGAUGGACAGAGAGAAGAAAUGGAAAAUUUACUUUCAUGACCUUGACAAGAACAAGUGUGGGGUGAUUGACCAGGACGACGUCAUUUGUUUGUUUAAGGAGUUAGGAGUGGUCAUUUCAAAGCCGAAUGCAAAAAAAAUAAUACAAAUGAUGGACAAGGACAGUUCCAUGACAGUGGACUGGGGCGAGUUCCUGCACCACGUCAUCCUCAACCCUGUGGACAGCAUCGGGGAGCUGGUGACCUCAUGGAAACACCAGCUGGUUUUUGAUGUCGGGGAGAGUCGUGCGAUGCCCCUUGAAUUCCCUGAGGAGGCGUCUGGUUUUGGUGCUUGGAGGACGUUUGUCCUGGCAGCAGGGAUGGCUGAUGCUGUGUCCAGGACUGUGACGGCGCCCAUCGACCGCCUUAAGACCCAACUUCAGGUUCAUGGAUCCAAGGCCUUCUCCCAAGGCUUCCAGGAGGUGAGAGCAGGUGGUCUGCGGUCGAUGUGGCAGGGCAACGCUGUCAACGUGCUGAAAGGAACGCCGCAGUCUACGCUCCAGUGUCUUAUCUACGCCCAGAUGAAGGUGUACACCCAAAACCGAACCCAGGAGACUCUGACGGUGCAGCAGCGCUUCGGGUUGGGCUGCGUGUCCGGUGCGGUUGUUCAUGCUGCCUUCUAUCCUUUAGAGGUGUUGAAGGUGAGGCUGAACCUGCAGCAAAUUGGAACUUACCAUGGAGUGGUGGCCUGCACCCGCUCCAUUUACAGACAGGAGCGUUUGUCCUCGUUUUACAGAGGAUUCAAACCCAGCAUCCUGUGCAUGAUCCCCUACGCAGGUGUGGAGUGUGCAGUUCACCAGUCGAUUAUGAACUGGGCGAAGAGCGACCCAGCCUACAACAGUGACGCCAAACUGUUUUUCUUCAGUUUCGUGGCGUUUGCCGCCGGACAAAUGACCAGUUACCCACUGGCAGUGAUCCGCACGCAGCAGCAAGCUCAGGCUUUCAGCUCUGCUUCAAGUCCAGCUUCAGGCAUUUUACAAGGACUUAUUGGUAUAUAUGAAAGACGUGGACUUAGAGGAUAUUACAACGGCAUGGGAGCCAGCUUUGUCAGGGCUGUCCCAUGUGCCCUGAUAAACUACACUUUGACUAGGAAAUUUGAAAAUGUGUUUUCUUCCAUGGAGCCUUGAGGUUUGGCAGAAAUGAGGUUUUCUUUGCAGGCUGUGAUUUUGAUUUUAAACAACAUGUUUCAGGGACGUUAUCAGGAACAUGAGGAAAAAUACAAAAACCAUGGACUGUUGUUAAUGUGAACUGAGUGAAAAUUACUGGAUUCUGAAAAAACUGCAAAGGUCAAAUCUCCGAGAUGUGAAUUAUCAUGUGAUACAGCUUUUAAUGCCUCUGCAGCUUUUUUAGUCAGGUUAACAGUUUUUCCCUCUGAGUAGCACCAUGAGAUGUGGUGAAGUAUUUGAAAAACCAUAAACCUCACUGAGUGCUGAUGCAUACUUGACUUGAAAUUUACAAUGUGACUGUGAUAUAAUAAAGUGUAGUCACUGUCCAUUUAAGGACAGUCCAUUUAACUGAACUGUGUAAAUGAGGACAUGUGUGAAAGUGCGAGCUGUGUAAUAAAAUAUAACAUUUUAUAUCAUA
Messenger RNA from Hippoglossus stenolepis (Pacific halibut), 2261 nucleotides. RefSeq names its product solute carrier family 25 member 24, like (gene slc25a24l). Gene Ontology annotation, biological process: transmembrane transport. Lineage: Eukaryota; Metazoa; Chordata; Actinopteri; Pleuronectiformes; Pleuronectidae. The record is from RefSeq and is a predicted model, not a curated record. The transcript is spliced from 10 exons. Gene Ontology annotation, molecular function: ATP transmembrane transporter activity; calcium ion binding. Bases 452 to 1804 code for a protein of 450 amino acids.